AUCAUUUGAUUUUUAGGAUAAGAGUAGGGGCGUCAGUCAUAACUGAGAGCCCUGAGGGGGUGUCCGGUAAAUAUCACACGCCCUGUAGCCUGCUACUUGGCACUCUAGAAAGUAACUUUGCAGUUUCCAAGCACUUGGGACGGUUACAGCAAAAGAUGCGGAUCAAGAGACUGCACCAUGGCGGCUUCAUUAUACUGUUAGUGCAUCAUAGUUAGAAUUAUUACUUGCAUAUGAAUAUUAAAAGCACUAUACGCGUCGAAAGGUGAGUAUGUGUGCGAAGACCUUGGGGGCGGAUAUCACGAAAUUUAUCACUAGUUAUGAGGGGGAGUCACUUCAAUAAAAUAACAUUUAAGAGGGGAUCAGCUAAAUGUCAUUGUCUUUAGCCGAAAAUCCUCCAACCAACCCUCCAACCCCAACCGCGACCGCGACCCCCUUGCGAGCCUGCGAGUCUUGGAGAUCAGCAGCACUACCGGAAGGCCCGGCUGCUAAGGCAACAUUCACGUGCGUUUGAGUGUUGAGUUUUGCUUAGGUAAUUUAUGUGAAGAUUUAUCGUUCUUUAUGGGUAUGGAUAAGCAUAUUAAACAGAAAAAGAAGAAAAAUUUAAAGCGAAAACUACUACCCAGGGAUUCGGCGAUCGAUAAAGCUUCGAAGGCAAAGAAACGUAAGGAGAUAAAGAAAAGCCACGGGGUUGUAAAUUUAGCAGAAGACGAGAAAGUUCAAGAUCACCAGGGUCAUGAUCCCCCUGUUUUAUCAGAUGGUGAUGGCAGCUUGCAACCUGCUGUGGCAAAGCAACAGAAACGUUCAUAUGAAAGUGUUAGCUUACCAGAAGAUGUGGCAGUUCCUGAUAGCACAGAGUUUAAAUCUCUUGAAGAAUUUGUGAGUGAGAAGACUCUUAAUGCAAUCGCUGACAUGGGCUUCACCGAUAUGAUGGAAAUUCAACACAAAAGCAUAGUGCCGCUUCUUAAGGGAAGGGAUUUGCUUGGGGCAGCGAGGACAGGUAGUGGAAAAACACUAGCAUUCCUUAUCCCAGCUGUGGAACUGCUUUACAAACUUAGCUUUAAGCCAAGAAAUGGUACUGGAGUGAUUAUUAUCUCUCCCACAAGAGAGUUAUCCCUUCAGACGUAUGGUGUGGCAAGAGACUUGCUCAAGUACCAUAGUCACACGUUUGGGAUUGUAAUGGGAGGGGCCAACAGAAAGGGUGAGGCUGAACGUCUGCAGAAAGGAGUCAACUUAGUGAUAGCUACGCCUGGACGGCUACUGGAUCACCUACAAAAUACACAAGGGUUUAUUUUCAAGAAUCUCCAGUGUCUUAUCAUUGAUGAAGCUGACAGAAUUUUGGAAAUUGGAUUUGAAGAGGAAAUGAAGCAGAUUAUCAGACUUCUUCCAGUUCGCAGGCAGACGGUUUUGUUUUCAGCCACUCAAACACGGAAUGUUGAAGACCUUGCACGUGUUUCCCUCAAGAAAUCUCCUCUUUAUGUUGGUGUAGAUGAUCACAGAGAGACUUCGACAGUGGAUGGUCUUGAGCAGGGGUACAUUGUGGUUCCUUCUGAGAAGCGUUUUCUUGUGUUGUUCACCUUCCUUAAGAAGAAUAGAAACAAGAAAGUCAUGGUGUUCUUCUCGUCUUGCAACUCUGUGAAGUAUCACUAUGAACUGCUCAACUACAUCGACCUCCCAGUGGCUCACAUACAUGGAAAGCAGAAGCAACAGAAACGUACAACGACUUUUUUUGAGUUUUGCAAUGCCAGUUCUGGAACGUUGCUGUGCACUGAUGUGGCAGCACGGGGCCUGGAUAUACCGGAAGUGGAUUGGAUUGUUCAGUUUGACCCUCCUGAUGAUCCCAAGGAGUACAUUCACCGUGUAGGAAGAACAGCACGUGGAAGCGAUGGUCGUGGCCAUGCCUUGCUACUGCUGUUACCAGAGGAGCUUGCAUUCUUGAGAUAUCUAAAGCAGGCGAAGGUUCCUCUCAACGAAUACGACUUUUCAGCAUCAAAAAUAUACAACAUCCAGUCACAGCUAGAGAAACUCAUAGAAAAGAACUAUUACCUUCAUAAAUCAGCUCGGGAAGCGUACAGAUCAUACCUACAGGCAUACGCUUCACAUCAACACAAGACCAUCUUCAAUGUCAACGCUUUGGACCUUCAAAGAGUCGCGCCUGCGUUUGGAUUCCUGGUGCCACCACGAGUUAAUUUGAAUGUUCACAGCAGCAAAGGAGAGCGAAUUCAAAGACGAGGUGGUGGCGGUGGCUUUGGUGCAGGAUAUAAAAGCUCGAAAUUACAACAGAAAGCCAAGAUAUUCAGCAAAAAGAAGAAAGGGGAUUUCAGACAGUUUAGCAGAUGAGGCGGUUUGCAGAAAGUGUAACAAAGUAUAACGCUGUGUCGCGUCUAGGCGUCAGUUACAUCAUACUACAGAGCCGGAGACCAGACGAUAUGUGACCUCAUUACAACGUGAACUAUCUUUAAAGGCGGUUUCCCGCGAGAUCGCUUGCGUUCAUUGAUUGUCACGUAUGCUACACACCCAGUGGGUUCCUGUAAUUUAC
Molecule: messenger RNA, 2536 nt
Organism: Orbicella faveolata
Lineage: Eukaryota; Metazoa; Cnidaria; Anthozoa; Scleractinia; Merulinidae
Molecular function (GO): RNA helicase activity; nucleic acid binding; ATP binding
Source: RefSeq, a predicted model, not a curated record